Molecule: messenger RNA, 2598 nt
Organism: Uranotaenia lowii
Lineage: Eukaryota; Metazoa; Arthropoda; Insecta; Diptera; Culicidae
Exons: 5
Coding region: 67-537 (156 amino acids)
Source: RefSeq, a predicted model, not a curated record
GGUUCCCGAAUGAUCGUUUGAUUUGGUGUUGGCCGUUCAGUUUGCGUUAAUCAGCUCUAGAGCAAAAUGCGCUUUCGGGUCUUUUUCUACAUUCUCACGCUGACGCUGACAGUUCUGACCGUGAACGCCGCUCCCCUUCUUGGACUUGGAAAUGUAAUCGGUGGCGGAACCGGAAGUGGAGGCGGACUACUCAAUAAAGUUCAAGAAUUCGGCGAAAGAGUUUACGAGAAGAAGCGAGACUUCCUGAAUGGAAUUAACGAAAAGGUUUCCAAUAUACUGUGGAUUCCACCGUUGCCCACUAAAGUUUCAAGAGAAGAGGUGGAACACUUCAAUCUUCCAGCAGCCCAGGACCACGAUCGUUUGAUAUUUUCGGAUACUGGAUCCGACGAAGGAUACACGGAACCAAAUUUGGCAAUUUAUGCACGUAGCAGUUUUCUAACUCCGGAUGAUUUGGAAGAUCGAAACGGACCCCAACAGACUAGACCAAACGUAUCGGUUAACGUGAAAAAUAGCUUCAGUUUAUUUGGCAAAGCAUGAUCUUAAACGGUAAAAAACUGGAUCGAUUCAACAAAACUUAAAAAUAAAGGUGGAUGAUCACAACCUAUCAUAUGGGUGUCCAUCGAGUCGAAUGGAUCACUUAAAUCACCCUUAUCCUGAUGGAAGUUCAUUUGAGGAGCUGGAAAUAAGAAAAAAACAUUAAGAUUCAUAAAGCCAUUCGAUUUUUCUCGAAAACAAAUCAAAACUUACCGGGUCGAACAGCUACAAUAAGCACUAUCAAAAGUGCACAACCAAAUAAAUUCUGCAUCGUCCCAACAAAAAAUAUCGUAAACAAAACAGCUCAAAGUGUGUUGAAUCAACCAAACUGCAAAAAAACCAGCCGGAUCAGCAAUUUUUUUCAAACCCGUCAGUGACCACAGACAGUUCGAUCGAGAAUACCGCCAUUGGAUCGAGUGAGUUGCUUUGUGUUCUCUGCGGAAUGAUUUGUUUCGUGAGUUUUUUUUUUGUGUGUUUCUGCUGCCAUUCUGAGAGACUUCAUGAUGAUCGUUAUCAAUGGAAGGGAUCAUCACUGAGUGAGGUUCAAUCUAUUUUAAAAAACACAUUUUGUUUCAAUGUAGCUCGGUUCAAGAUGAGUCUAACUGAGGCAAACGGGUUGUACUAAAAAGCGUCAUUUGAAGGUGGGAUGCUAGAGAUGGAUCAGUGGCUACAAUAUGAAUUCAAUUUCGUGCUCCUGAUCGAGUAUAGCUUAAAUCUUUAAGAUGUUGUUACAAGAUUCUGUAUAUAGUUUUAAAGUGUUUAGUUAAAUAUCUCGUGAAUAAGUAUAAUUUCACAUUUUUGAAGGGUCAUAGGAGUAUAAAGACAAAAAUUAUCAAUUUCGAGGUUUUGAUUCCGAAUGAUUGUCCUUACACACCAAGAAGCUCGAAACGUUCAGCAAUCUAAAUUUUUGCUGGAAACCAGCUUACAUGAUUUGGUUGUUGUUUUUUUCAGCACUUGAGCCGGAUUGCUGGAAAGUAAGCAAUCGAUCUGUCAAACUUAGAGUUUUUGUUAUUUUUGCUAGUUCAAUCACACCAAGGAUGGAGCUUCGAGACUAGGUGCACAGCUUGGUGCCACGGAUUUUCAAUAUUAUAAAAUUCCAAUCAAAUUUAUGAAAAUGAACAAACUAUAUUUACAUUAAUCAUAGCUUGAGAAUAAUUAGCAUUUUGAGAAGGUAAAUUGACAUUGAAAAUUAAAAGAAAAGAAAAUGCCGAUUGUUUUUAAAUCAAAAAACUGAUUUGCUGCACUCAAGCAUGCUGAUUUCCAGCAAUUGAGUUUACUGAUUUAAUGCAGUAUCGUAAUCCGGGAUUUUUCGAUUAUUUUUUCUGUUAAGGGGAAUGUGGCAUGUUUCAUAUUUUUAAAACCAGUACUGGACUCCUUUGAACCUAAAACAUGGUUGCAGAAAAUCAUUAGACUACUUUCAAUUUGAUUUAAAAAUCGAUUUCGUCUCUGUUUUGAAUCUGAUGCUUUGGGGUAACAAUGGACAGUCUCUGUUUUCGACGGUUUUUCCAAUUUUUCUUGAUCAUAAAGGAUACAAAACACCUUCAUAAUAUUUUCAAAUGCUAGUUUAUAAAUUUUACCUUGUUUUUUAAUGUUUUCUUUUGAAAACAUUUAUAAUCGAAAAAUGAACUACUAUGUUGCAUACAUUCAGGGGCAAAAAUUUAAUUAAUUGCUAAGUAGUUAGAGCUACAAAAUACAAAUUAAAUUUUACCUUCACACAUUCCUGUAGGCCCUUCCACUAUUUCCAUUUUCAUUUUUUCUUCAAAGUUAAGUCCAAUAUGGGUUUACUCUUGGAAAAUGUCCUUAUUUUUUAAAUAUCAAAAAUUUAUCAAUAAAUGACUAUAAAAAUCGCACUAUAAAUACACAUGUACAAAGAAAAAAAGUGGUUCUUUCGCUUUCAACAACCCGUUUGCAUCUAAAUGCUUUUUGGUAUCAUCAGGAGAGCUGUUUGUUUUCGUUUAUUAGUUUUGUCGUUUAUUAGUUUUAAAAAUCCACUUGCACGUUUUUGCAACAAACGCUCGUGAAGUUGAUUAAAAAUAAAAUUUAAAGUUGCAAUAAAUUGACUAU